Molecule: messenger RNA, 1070 nt
Organism: Panicum virgatum (switchgrass)
Lineage: Eukaryota; Viridiplantae; Streptophyta; Magnoliopsida; Poales; Poaceae
Product: heavy metal-associated isoprenylated plant protein 39-like
Exons: 3
Coding region: 277-684 (135 amino acids)
Molecular function (GO): metal ion binding
Source: RefSeq, a predicted model, not a curated record
CUUCCCCUUGCCGCCCCGCAUUGAACUCGCCCUCGGUUCGUUCCAGCGCUUGCCCAUCGGACUCACCGCCGAGACGAAGCCCCACAACAUCCCCCCAGACCCCAGCCAGCUUCUCUCUCAGCCCCCUCCGCUUGUCGCGUUGCGGACCCGGCGCACGCCGGCCCGCCCAGAUAUAGAGCGAACAGAGCCGCCGGCCAGACAGACACUCGAAGCGGUUGCUUGGUGCGGCAAGGGAGAAGGAUCAUCAGUCCCCAGUUGGUUUACUACUAGCCGGCCAUGGCUGCCAAGAAGGUGGUGCUGAAGAUCGACCUGCACGACAACAAGGAUAAGCAGAGGGUGCUCAAAGCGGUCUCCACUCUCCACGGUAUCGACUCCAUCUCCGUGGACAUGAAGGACUCUAAGCUGACGGUGAUCGGGCUCGCCGACCCCGUCGACGUCGUUGCCAAGCUGCGCAAGGUCGGGGCCGCCCACAUCCUCUCCGUCGGCCCGGCCAAGGAGGAGAAGAAGGACGAAAAGAAGGACGGCGACAAGAAGGAUGGCGAUAAGAAGGACGGCGACAAGAAGGACGGCGAUAAGAAGGUCGUGGUGUACCCGCCGCCGUGGUACGCCGGGCAGUACCCCUACUACCCCCACUACGUCGUCCACAGCGCCGAGGAGGACCCCAACUCCUGCGUCAUCUGCUGAUUGCCGAUCCCCGCCCGGUUUUUGUAAAUUCCUAGUUGGCCUGCCUGCCUACCUCGAGCUCCAGCGUCAGUGAUCGCCGGCUGGGACCCGGACCAGGGCCGGGGCUGCGGUGGUUGGCCGCUGCGCUCAGCUCUAUGCCUCUAUUCCCUGGGUUGGUUGGCCCGUCCGCAGGUCGUUAUAUGAUGACGAUGACGAUGGCCGGAGCAAUUACGCAGGCGAUCCAGGAGUAGUUGGUGGGAUUUCAGGUUGCAGCGCCAUUGCUGAUCAGCGAGUUGUGUAGUGUUCAUAGCAUAUUGUAUCUGGGUUUUGUCCUUGCUAUUUGGGUGUUGAGGCAUGAAACUAUAAACAUAUAUAAAGGUUAACUGAACAUACACUAAAUUCCAUUC